AUGAGCCAGAAGGUUCUAGUGACACGGAGGCAACUUGCGGAGUUGAAGCAGAGAGCAGCACAAUUGGAGAACUAUGCAAGUGACCGUCACACAUCUUUAGAUAACUAUUAUACUCCCCCAGACGGAGAAAAUCCUGAAUCUGGAUUAGUGAAUCCACUAGUCUCUGGGCCACCUGCCUUUAUGUCACCGGGCAAUGGAAGAACUUAUUAUCUAGGGACAUCCUCUAAUUGGUCCUUCGCUCGACGCGUACUCAGUAUGGUUCAUGAACAUGUCCACAAAGAAUCCUUGCCAACAGAGGCGCUGGCGUUCGAGGGGACUGCAUAUGACCUAGGCUGGGACGGAUCUCGAACUGAUCCGAGUCCAGAAAGCCCUGUCAUUCCAACUCUUGACCAUGCCAUAUUCCUGAUCAAUGCCGUCAGGUUUCGCUGCGGGCAGUUAUACCACUUGUUUGAUGACAGUGACUUUAUGGAAUCACUCUAUAGUUUCUACUCGGAAGAUCAGCGGACAAGACCGAGGGGGCUAUGGUACAUCCACUUUCUUAUCAUUAUAGCUUUCGGGAAAAUGUUCACUCAAGUGAAGUACCUUAAAGGAAAGCCCGCUGGCAUCAGCCUUUUUGUCAAAGCUUUGCAAAUACUGCCAGAUCACACCCUCCUUUACUCCUUGCCGAUGGUGGGCCAAGCGAUGAGAAUGGCCAUGGCUCAUGGCAUGCACACCUGCAUGUCCGUCAUGGACCUGGGACGGGAUAAUGUGGAGAGGUGCAGGAAGAUUUGGUGGACUGUCUAUAUUCUGGACAGGCACAUGACAUCUAUCCAGGGGCUUCCGCAGUCUGUCGACGACCGCUUCAUUCAAGCCAAGUUGCCCUCUCCUGAAACCUCUGAAAAAAAUACAAGCUUAGACAUGCAGAUCAAAUUAUGCCGGAGCAUAGCUGAUAUCAACACCAAAACCUUCCUCACUUUUGAUCUGGAAUCUCUUUUCAUCUCCACGGUGGUUCUUCUAAUGGCUCCGGCAAUUGACCGUCAAUUGGUAGUCAACGAUACGUGGUGGCAUGCUACAGCGGACCUAAUAUUCAAUGACAUGGUCGAGGCUGGGAAUCAGAUAGCACGGUUCCGGCAAUCGGAAAUACAGCAGCUAGACGAGAAACUGGACUUGCUCAUGCCACGCCAGGACCAGAAUGGGCAAUUCAAUGCUGAAGUUCCUCUACACUCUAUCACAAAACAGCCGCUUUCUUCACAUGAGGCUCAUACAGUAACGCCUAUUGAAGAGAAUUCUUGUUCUGAUCCGUUCCUUGGGGGUGAUUCCACACCGACGGCGGGAUGUGCAUUUGAGCCAUCGUUGACAUCUGCUGAGAUGAUGGCCAUGGUGAACUCGAUCGAAUUGUUUGAUGCAGAAUGGGUAUCGACGAUGAUGGACAACCAUGCUAUCUGGUAG
This is a messenger RNA of Aspergillus piperis CBS 112811, 1428 nucleotides long. RefSeq names its product fungal specific transcription factor domain-containing protein. The record is from RefSeq and is a predicted model, not a curated record. Lineage: Eukaryota; Fungi; Ascomycota; Eurotiomycetes; Eurotiales; Aspergillaceae. Gene Ontology annotation, molecular function: DNA binding; zinc ion binding. The coding region runs from base 1 to 1428 and encodes 475 amino acids. Gene Ontology annotation, biological process: DNA-templated transcription. The transcript has 6 exons.